Molecule: messenger RNA, 4961 nt
Organism: Maniola jurtina (meadow brown)
Lineage: Eukaryota; Metazoa; Arthropoda; Insecta; Lepidoptera; Nymphalidae
Product: thrombospondin type-1 domain-containing protein 4-like
Exons: 17
Coding region: 414-2864 (816 amino acids)
Biological process (GO): extracellular matrix organization
Cellular component (GO): extracellular matrix
Molecular function (GO): metalloendopeptidase activity
Source: RefSeq, a predicted model, not a curated record
UCGCGUUCCUUCCGUACUAGUCGACAUUAUCGCGUGUCGCUGUACGGACGUGUUGGUCUGCGUACGGACGCGACAACCACGCGGUUUUGCGGCUUUCGCACUUGACCGUAUCAACUAACAAAAAAAGCUUCAGUAAAAAAACAAAACCGAACAGUAUCCAUUGAACAAACUUCCGCAUUUCAAGUUUUGUGAAUGAGUGAAUGAUUUUCAGUGAACCGUGCAUUUGAGGUCGUCAGAAGAUGAACUAAAAGCCACAAUGAACAUGAGCAACGACGGUGUCACGUGAUGUAGACAGACAUGCAGGCAGACUUCAAUAGAAAUAGAUUAAGAAAUAGUGUUAGUGACUAAAGUGCUAUUAACUGACAAUUGUCUCAUAAAUAUUAAGUUACAGUGAGUGUAAGUUAACUACAGUCAUGGAGUAUCAGAGACGUCUUCUGGUCUACAUUUCAAUAUUCAUUGCUGUGUGUCUGAAACCACUAACAUACGCACAAACAAGCACAGAAGUUGGAUUACAACAACACACGACGCAAGCGACGCGAACGAACGUAACGACGUACGCGUGGAGCUCGUGGGGUGCGUGGAGCGCGUGCUCCAGAACUUGCGGCGGCGGCGUCGCUGUACAGGAGCGACACUGCCUUCCGAGAGAUCCCACUAGAUGGCGACGCAGCAGAAAAAGAAGAAAGCUCGUGAGAAGCGCGGAACGCAUACGUCGGACGCGGAACACAGGCGUCGUUAACGCACCUGACUGUGCCGGCCUCGGUCGACGCUACCACGAGUGUAAUACUGCGCCAUGUCCGGGUCCAGCCCGGGACUCAAGGUCCGAGCAGUGUGCGGUGUACGACCGCAGGCCCUUCCGAGGGAGGUUCUACACGUGGGUGCCGUAUGUUGACGGGAACGCCCCUUGUAUCCUAAACUGCCGGCCUCGCGGUCAACAGUUCUACGCAUCACUAGCUUUAGUAGCCGACGGCACUCCCUGUACGAAGCCUGGCUUCCGAGCGAUAUGCGUGCAGGGUUCCUGUAAAGUAGUGGGCCGUGAAGAUGUCUUAGCAUCUACAGCGACGCGCGACGUGCGCUGUGGACGACGUCUAGUCUCCGGGCUCUUCUCACGUCCACGCCUGCCCUUGGGCUAUUCCUACGUGACGACCGUCCCGCGUGGCGCUUGCAGACUCAACGUCUCUGAAAUCGUCUCCAGCGAGAAUUAUAUCGCACUGAGGGUAUCCAAUGGGUCAUACAUCGUGAACGGAGAGUUCGCAGUGAGCGCCCCGGGCACCUACGAGGCGGCUGGCGCACGAUUUAUAUACUCCCGAUCUGCCAGCCUCGACAAUAUAUUUGCGAUGGGACCCAUACACCAGCCAAUCGAUAUCUUGGUCCUUUACACUCAACCGAGUCCGAAUAUAAAAUACGAAUACCUUACUGAUUCAUCUCAAGAUGAAACUAGUAACGAUAUUCCGACUGCGAACAGCAUUCCUGUCCAUCAUCCAGUGCCAAGACACCAUCGUCACCAUAAUUCUGAAUCUCAUACGAGAACCUUGGAUAAAUCCGGCCCUUCAUUGUCAAACCCAGGGGAAUCCAACUCUGUUGAGAACCAGUAUCAAAUAGAUAGUAAUAUUAUUGGAGACAGAAAGUUUAUGUGGAAGAUUUUGUCGUACACGCAAUGCUCGAGGACUUGUGGGGGUGGACUUCAGAUAGGGAAAUUCAAAUGUGUGGAAGUUAGUGAUAAGGAGGAUCGUGAGAUUUCUCCUGUUCACUGCACGGGAUCGCCGCCUUCUUCCCGUCGCAGAAGAUGUGGCGUAACGCCUUGUCCGCCACGUUGGAGGGCUGCAGCUUGGGGACCUUGUCCUGUUUGUGGACCAGCACAUCGAACUAGGAUCGUGGGAUGUGUACAAGAUCAUGCUCGAGGAAUAACAAAGAUAAGUGACCAAAAAUGUCCCCUGCCAAUGCCACCAAGUAAAGAAGUAUGUGAUGUCCCCAAUUGUGAUGGCACGCCUAACACCAGAGACACACCACGUCUUGAUGCUCGUCGCCAAGUGCGACCAAACGACCAUGUUGAUACGUUCCGUGAGGGGCCAGUGCUAUCACUCGUGUCCAAUGUGUCGGAUAAUGAAAUAAGCCACGUUAAACCAUUCAGUUUCAGUGCGGUUGGAGGAUGGCUGUAUACAGAGUGGUCAGAGUGUGUAGGAUGGUGUGUUGGCGGAGGAGUACAAUCUCGAGGAGUUCGCUGCGCAGAUCCUAAUGGAUGUGGUGCGCAUCGGGCUCCCCACUCCUCCCAAACAUGUUCACCUAGAAAACAAUGCGAUGCGCAGUGGUUUACGGGUGACUGGUCUCCAUGCACAACGACAUGUGGUGGACGUCAAAUUCGAGGAGUUAUUUGUAUCGGAAGCAAUGGAAGGAGGCUGAGAGACGCUUCAUGCAGAGCUUCCAAGCCUGAAACAGAAAGGUCUUGUGGAGGAACUUGCUCACCCUCCUGGUACCUUAGUGAUUGGGGAGAGUGCACCGGUCCCUGCGAAGCCGCCAUACAAACUCGCACGGUAUGGUGCGCACGCGGUGGCGCAGAGGGCGCCAGUGGUGCGGCCAGGGACGCGGACUGCGCGGGAGUGCGCCCGCCGGCGAGACGCUCGUGUGUGCCGCCGCGAUGCUCCACGCGGCCUGUGGUCAAACCUGCCAUUAUUAGUUCUAUCUCAUCAGAUCCACAACAGCGAGUAACCAGACACCAAAGCCAAACUCAAAACGUCAAGCAGCGUUCGUUUAGUACUAACGGCGCAUGCGUAGAUAAGCUCAGUAACUGCGCACUGGCGGUGCAGGCGCGCCUGUGCCACUACCACUACUAUGGUGACAACUGCUGCCACUCUUGCCAUGGACGGUAGACGUCAUCUUCAAGCCCAUCACAGACACGUAGUACCGUUAGAAGAAUCGGAAGGAGUUGACUCAUAGUAUUGUGAUACAGAUGGACACGUAAUAAAAAUACACAUACUUAUUAUUAGAUACUUAAUUCGAGUACUAUUGAGAAUGUAAAACACUUACACUACCUAAUAUACACUGUAAUUGACAAAAAAAUUACUUAAUUAUAAUAACAAGUAAAAAAUUGCCUUGCCACUAUUAACUUUAAUCUACAAAAUUUGACACCUUAAGACCCUAAUCAGGUACCUAGGUACUACAGAAUACUGGUUAAUUUAUACGUUACAUAAAAUUACACAUUUUUGUCCUUUCUCAACAAAACAAAUUGUCGAAUAAUAUUGUUCAUUUGUAUCUCUUUAAGUUAGGAAUAGUUUUGUGAUCUCCAGUUUAUAGAGUUUCUGAAGUAAUGUGAUUUCUUCCUUUUGUAUCUUUAGAUUUUGAUAACAUUAUAUUUAGGAGAAAUUAAUUCAAAACUAAAGCACCACGAAAGGCAGAUAUUAGAUACGGAUUUAAGAAUAUUAUUUUUUCAUAAAAAAAACAAUAAUCAAGAAAUGUUUACUCUUAAAUAUUUAUAUCGACGCACAUUGUUUACAAUUUUCUGCACAGUAAAGUAGAUUGCCUGUUGAAUUAUCACCGAAUUUCAAGGAAUAAAUUUUUAAUUAAUUAACAUUAGAGAUUCAACAAAAAAUUGUAUUAUAAUAAGUUAGUUAACCAUUGAAACUGUUCUAUAGAUUUAGUCAUUAAAUGUAGGCUAUGUUCUUAGAUUACUGUUUUAUAGUAUUCCUUAGUAAGUUUAUUGUAACAAAGAACAAUAUGUUUCUAUUUGUAGCUUUUAGAUACAAUGACAUUGUGUUCAUUAUUUAUUGAUUCUGAUUGUGUAAACAAAGAAUUUGUCCUUUGAGGCAGUGCCACAUAACGAGUUAGACGAUAAAUCAAGGAGUGACAUUGAAUCGUUAAUUACCCGUAAAUCACGAAUGCGAAGCACUUCGAUCACGAAAUGUGCCUAUUCGUUAAUUUAAUCAUUUAUGUGAUUAGAAUUCUAAUUUUCGAAAUUUUAUAGACCACCGAAGCGCCAUUGCGAAUGAUCUGUUAUUUUUUUAUUAGAAUCUUGUCCUACCUACCUAUACGUAUUUUUUAAUUUACACUAUUAUUUGUAAUUUACAUGAACAUCUUUAUCAAAAGAAAAAAGUACAGUAGCUACGUCCCUAGUUUUUGUUAUUUAUGUUAAUGAUUAAAUUUGGCCGUUUUUCUUCACUCAGUUAACAGUGACGUAGUCAGAGAAGUCAGAAAAUUUAGAACACCCAAGUCGGGAUUCCAAGCUCAAUUUUGAAAUGAGGUUGAAUUCCAACAAGUUUGGAAUCCGUUUACCUUCGUCACAAGUAAAGCCCUCAGAUUACUGGUACAAAGUCAAACUAUGUCAUUUACUGAAAUAUUUAGAAUUAGCUGCUAUUCCGUGGCUCUGCAAUGAUUUAAAUAGUAUUGUAGUCAUCAGCUUAUCAAUAAUAUAUAAUAUAAUAUUAAUAAUAUUUUAUUAAUAUUAGUAUUAGUAAUUCUAUCAUAGGUGAAAAAGAAAUCCGUUUAGAAGAAACGCGCGUUUCAAUUAGCGCAGCGGAGGCGAGCGGCCUGACUUUACUUUAUAUGUAUUAUGUAAAAAAAUAAACAUGAAUUUUUGAGAAGGUUUUCAUAAUUAUGGUAUACAGGUAAUUUAACGAACCAUAAAUUGUAUUGGUGCAAAAAUAAUAAUUAGCAAAUGAAGGUUUUUUCACAAAUAGCUAUGAGAUUAAAAAUGCCUACUUGUGUUUUAAUUAAUCAGUUCGGUUCCAAUUCAAUCUACUGGUGUGGCACUGCAUUAAAAGCCAAAUUUUGUGUAAAUAUUUUACUUUAAUAUGUAUAGCGCAUUUAUUUACCGGCUGUAAGUAUUUAUGUAAUAGGUAACAAGUACAAUAAAUUAAACUGUACCAUCACAAUUAUGUUAAAAUUGGUUUCUAUACUAAUGUAACAGCCAAUACUGUCUGUACUAAUAAAGCGUGUAACAACGUACAAAAAUAAUAAGCUUUAAACACCAA